AUGAAUUGGGUUAUUACAUUUUAUUUUUUUAUACACCUCACUAUUUACUGGGUGUAUAGUUUUCCUUUGUUAUUGGUCAUGAAUGUCAGUAUCUUCAGUUUUUUCAAGGGUGUGGCAGUAUCAGGUGCUUGGAUAUGUUUGGAUAACUAUAACACAAUUGCUGUAGAAGUAAUAUCUGUUCUGGCUCAGCACACAAGUGCAGUUAUCCAUGCUCUUCAAUCAAAUAUGAAAGCGGUCAUUUUUGAAGGUCUUGAACUUCCUUUGAAAACCACUGGAUUUCUGUGCAUUACUGUGGAUGUACAGUGUGAAACAUGCUCUGCAUUACCUGCAAACUUGAGGGUUUUCCUCCGAGGUGUAGCAACAGUUAUUCCUGAAUGGUCACAAAUUGCACAAAUAUUGUUAUUUUCGUAUGGCUAUAAGGAAGCAGGAAGUUUGGCACUGAAGUUAACAACUGUGUAUAAGUUGUGUGAUGAAAUAUUUUCAUCACAAAAACAUUAUGACUUUGGUUUGUAUUUCUGUCUAGUAUAAUGCAGUAAUCUUUGAAAUAUCAACUUAUUUGCUAUUUUUGUAUAAAUUAGGUGUGAUGUUUAUGAAACAUCUGUUGUUUCCUGUAACUGUUGUUAACUUUGCAUUAUAGGUUACAGAUGUUACCCUAUGAGCUUUGUCAAUAAUAUUAAUUAGUGAGUCUAAUUGAAAUGACUAUAUAGGUGAAUGCUGAUGACAGUUUUCCCUGUUUAUGUCUUUUUAUUUUUUUCUGGCAUCAUGUGAGAAAAAUGAAGGAACAGAAGUGCCACAGGAUGACAAUUACGUGCCUGAUGUAAGGAUGUCACUGCUGAAAUUUGUGUCACAUAGAAGAUAUGUGGCAUAAGAUAUAUGUCUGUCUCAGCUGCUGAAACUAGUGGUUUUUUACUGGACAGAGGUGUCUAGUGUUUAUGUAGAUCAAAAAUGUUCUGUUUACUGCAUCAGUGCAGCAUAUCUUGAAUGUAAUAUUUAAUGAAAGGGCGUUACUGUAAGUCUAUUCUAACAAACUGGUCUACAGUUGUUUGUCUCAUUUCUCCCAUGUGUACAAUAAUUCAACACCAUUAAUUUACUUGUAUCAGGCCAUCAGUUUCUGUUAGCAGAUAAACAACAUUAAAAGUGUCAUAUAAAAGAGAAAUGCAGUUGAUGAACCUAAUAAAUUUGAGACAGGUUCGAUAACCUGUACUUACCUCCAGUUGGGGAAUGUGCAAUAAAGUGGCCAGUUUAAGGGAAACUGAAUUUUUACCAACCAUUGUUUAGUGACACGAGUUUGCCACUUAAUUUUUUUGGAUCUACUCAUCUAACAUUUCACACUGAUGAAAAAAUAUGUAUUGAAUAGGACCUAUAAUAAUUUUUCUGAAACCUUGUAUAGUGGCCACUAUCUGAAGCUUAUGGGGUGAAGUGACCAGUACACACAUAUGUACUCCAAAAGUGAAUAGCAAACCUCUUUCUACUUGCCAUCUUCCUUUAAGUGCAAAUACAAUUGUGUCCUUGGUCUGCAGUGUUAAUGAUUCAUCUACAUUACAGAUGCACUGUCUUAAGAAUAUCAGAGAACUUGUCUGUGCUGGCCUUACUAAAAACUAAUUGGUAAUCCAUUUAGGUAGGUUACCAGAUAUUAAUAUUAGAAUCUUGUUUUUGCUUGCCAUCUCCAACUCUUUGCUGAAAUGAUGUAAUAUUUU
Schistocerca serialis cubense is the source of this 1697-nucleotide messenger RNA. Its product is annotated as dynein axonemal heavy chain 12-like. The transcript has 3 exons. Gene Ontology annotation, molecular function: ATP binding; dynein light intermediate chain binding; dynein intermediate chain binding. Gene Ontology annotation, cellular component: dynein complex. Gene Ontology annotation, biological process: microtubule-based movement. The record is from RefSeq and is a predicted model, not a curated record. Bases 1 to 528 code for a protein of 175 amino acids. NCBI's taxonomy places the organism in Eukaryota, Metazoa, Arthropoda, Insecta, Orthoptera, Acrididae.